Punica granatum (pomegranate) is the source of this 1266-nucleotide messenger RNA. The record is from RefSeq and is a predicted model, not a curated record. NCBI's taxonomy places the organism in Eukaryota, Viridiplantae, Streptophyta, Magnoliopsida, Myrtales, Lythraceae.
AUGGCGACAGAACUGUGCCAUAAUAGUUUCAAUUUGAAGCAACCAAAGAAGUUUAGACGUCUCAGGGCCAGCAGCCUCGGGUUUGAUGUCGAUGGGGCCAAUUAUCUUAUCGUAAAGCUCCCCAGUUCGCGUGUCGUGACGAUUCUCGUCCUUUCUGUGAUCUUGGCAUGUGCCAUCGUUUCGUUUCCCUGGUUCCGUUCAGUUUUCGGCAGAUCCAUGAACUCGUAUGAUGCCGCUUUUGAUGAUCCUGUCAACUUGGAGAUCGUGCCAGUGCUUUUCAAUGACUUGGCAAAUGAAGGCCUGCUGAGAACAGGACAGAAGGCAUUGUUUAUAACCGACGGUGAUGAUGGGGUGGCGAGUCUAAGCUCCUCGGUUCUACGAGACGACAUUGAGAUGGAUCAGAUCCAUGUGAUGGACUUAGAUCGUCAGAGUUCAAUCCGUGAAGAGAGUUUCGAUUUUGUCUUCACUUACGGGUAUGAAGCUGCAUCGACGUUCAUUGACAAAGCCCUCAAGAUGGAUGGUGUUCUUGCCGUCCAACUAAGCGAGGACCCUUCUGAAAUGUUUGAAGUACCAUCCAAUUAUAGGAUCGUCUACUUUAGGAAGUUCAAUUCCCCAAUCCUAGCCAUGAGGAGGCUGGGACGUGAGCAGGCUGAUGAUGAUGCCUCUCCUGGACAGAGGAGGCUGAUGGGGACGGCAACAGAGGAGGAGAAGAAGGCUGCGCUGAGGAACCUUGAGGAUGUGCUGCUUGAGCCGCCACGGUCCGCGUCCAGGAGGUCGAGCAGGUACCUAAAGAAGACUAGGUACCUGCCUGACCUGAUGGGCGACAGGCUGGCACUGGAGAGGUACCCAAGGCGAGUAUUCAUCGAUGUAGGGAUGCCAGAGAAGGAUUCUGGGGGGAGCAGCAGCACAGAAUGGUUUGCCGAGAACUACCCGACCAGGAACCUGGACUUUGAGAUGUACACAAUCGAGACGGUAGGGGAGGAGGACCAGGAGGCGGAAGUGGCACAGGGCCAGGCCGAGGCACAGGACCGUGGCGGGAUGUCGGAGUGGCUGAGGGCAAACGUGAGGGAGGAGGAAUACGUGGUGAUGAAGGCGGAGGCGGAGGUGGUGGAGGAGGUGAUGAUGAGCAGAGCCAUAAGGCUUGUGGAUGAGCUUUUCUUGGAGUGCAAGCCAAGGGGAAGGAGUAGGAGGGCUUAUUGGGAAUGUUUGGCUUUGUAUGGAAGGCUUAGGGAUGAGGGUGUAGCUGUGCAUCAAUGGUGGGGCUAA